AACAUAAAGUUCUCCAGACAGUCAUCAACUUCAUGAGAUCUAAAUGGCCAGACAAGAAAUCAAUUUCAGCACAGGUUAAACCAUAUUUCGACCGAAGAGAUGCACUUUCAGUAGUAGACGAUUGUCUACUUUUCAAUGACAGAAUUAUAAUCCCAUCAUGUUUCCAUAAACGUGUUUUGAAACAGCUUCAUCGUGGCCAUCCAGGAAUCGAAAGGAUGAAAUCAAUCGCCAGAAGUUACGUGUAUUGGCCCAACAUUGAUGAUGACAUUACAGGAUAUGUCCGACAAUGUCAAAGUUGUGCAACUGCUGCAAAAUCGCCGAUCAAGACAACUUUAUCAUCAUGGCCAAGACCCUUAGCACCAAUGGAACGCAUACAUAUAGACAUAGCAGGUCCAUGCGAUGACAAAUACUAUUUUAUCAUAGUAGAUGCAUUUUCUAAAUGGCCUGAAAUUUUCCAAGUUCGAAGCAUUUCAUCAUCAACAAUCAUACAAAAGCUCAAUAAAAUGUUUUCCCAAUUUGGAGAUUGUCAACAAAUCGUGUCUGACAAUGGAACACAGUUUACGAGCUCAGAAUUUCAAAAGUUUCUUCAAUCAAGAGGUAUUCAUCAUGCGCGUACAGCUCCAUACCAUCCACAAUCAAAUGGACAAGCAGAGCGUUUUGUUGAUACUUUAAAAAGAGCCUUGAAAAAGCUUCAUCACGAAGGGACGAGCGAAGAGAACCUGGAAACAUUUCUUCAAACAUAUAGAUCAACUCCAAACAAAGUUAUAAACAACAAAUCACCGGCAGAACUAUUUCUUGGUAGGAAGAUAAAAACUGCUUUAGAUCUGAUGACGCAUAAACAUCAAGAUUAUUUAUCAACCGUACCAAACAAACAAAAUCAAUACUUCAAUUCCAAACAUGGCUGUAAGAAACGAGAGUAUAGUCCAGGCGAUCUUGUAUAUGCUAAGUUCUACAAAAGAAAUAAGAAUCAUUGGAUUCCUGGGACCAUCAUUGAAAGAAUAGGUAAUGUCAAUUAUAAUGUAUUAACAGAAUUUCCAAAUCGUUCCAGACUUAUCCGUUCACACGCAAACCAGCUAAAAACUCGCUAUGCUCCUGAUUCUCCUGAUAACACCAAUUCUAUCAAAAAGAAGUUUUCAAACAACUUAAAUGACAUUCUUUAUGAAUUAAAUAUGAUACCAUCUGUGUCAAAUGACGUAAAUCCACCUUCCGUUGAAGAACUAGAAUCUAUACCAAUACCUAUUGAUCCUAAUGAAAUAAUAGAAGAAUCUUCACAACAACAAAAUCAACCAACUACAAGUUCCAGUCCAAUUGCUGAAUCUAGAGUUCCUAGAGUUCCAGAAAACGAAGUUAGACGAAGUGAAAGAGUCGUUCGUACUCCAGCCUGGUUUAAAGAUUUUAACAUAUUUUAA
Episyrphus balteatus (marmalade hoverfly) is the source of this 1409-nucleotide messenger RNA. RefSeq lists its product as uncharacterized. Gene Ontology annotation, molecular function: nucleic acid binding. The transcript has a single exon. The coding region runs from base 33 to 1409 and encodes 458 amino acids. NCBI's taxonomy places the organism in Eukaryota, Metazoa, Arthropoda, Insecta, Diptera, Syrphidae. The record is from RefSeq and is a predicted model, not a curated record. Gene Ontology annotation, biological process: DNA integration.